AGUUCAAGGCACUAGUCCUCAAUCUAAAAUUGAACAUUCAAAUGGUGUAUAUUUCAAAUUCAUGUGUGUCAUGUGUGAUUAUUACAGCUCACUGUUUUAUAAAAUCACGUCCUUUAGAAAUGAAAUAUACCUUUUGUCCACUAAUGGACCGUUGCCUGGUUUUGACUGUAAAAUUGUGCUUGUAAAAGUAAUUAAAAUAUUAAUUUAAUACAUUUCUGACCAAAUACGAUCGAGUCGUUUUUGUGUCUCAGUGUUUUUUGUUUAAUGUAGACCCUUGAAAGCUUAGUACAAUAACCCCUUUGUGAAUGAAUAAAUUCAACUACAAUACCCAAAGCAACACUGACAUUACAUAUAUUUUAUUUUUGUAUUGAACCAGCUGACAGGUGGUUUUAUAUUGUAAUUGCAGCUUUACGUAAGACGAGAAGCAAAAGGGUUAAUUUCUGUAGAGAGGAACAGUGGAGGAGGAGCUAUGAGCGUGUUUGUAAGUUACACCGCUCAAUGACAGACGACGAAGAGAGACCGCUGCUGACCAAACACGAUUAACCAUGAACUCCAGUGUAAGCAACCCUCCGACGAGCAUUAUGGAACAUCAGAAUGGUCACAAGGAUGUUGACACAAACAGUGUUGAAGACGAACCCCUUCUCAAAGAAAACCCAAAGCGAUUUGUCAUUUUUCCUAUUCAGUAUCCUGACAUCUGGAAAAUGUACAAACAAGCUCAGGCUUCAUUCUGGACUGUUGAGGAGGUGGAUUUAUCAAAGGACUUGGUUCACUGGGACAGCCUGAAGUCUGAAGAGAAACACUUCAUAUCCCAUGUACUGGCUUUCUUUGCAGCAAGUGAUGGGAUAGUCAACGAGAACCUGGUGCAGCGGUUCAGUCAAGAGGUGCAGAUCCCAGAGGCUCGCUCCUUCUACGGCUUUCAGAUCCUCAUAGAGAAUGUGCACUCCGAAAUGUACAGCAUGCUCAUCAACACCUACAUAAGGGAUCUGAAAGAAAGGGACUAUUUGUUUAAUGCAAUUCACACCAUGCCUUGUGUAAGGCGGAAAGCAGACUGGGCCUUACAGUGGAUCUCUGACACAAACUCAACUUUUGGAGAGCGAUUAGUAGCAUUUGCAGCAGUGGAAGGCAUCUUCUUCUCUGGAUCAUUUGCUGCCAUCUACUGGUUGAAGAAAAGAGGCCUGAUGCCCGGACUCACCUACUCCAAUGAACUCAUCAGCAGAGAUGAGGGUCUGCACUGUAAUUUUGCAUGUCUAAUGUACAGCUACUUGGUGAAAAAACCUUCUGCUGACCGAGUGAAAGACAUCAUCACAAAAGCUGUGACCAUUGAACAGGAGUUUCUCACAGAAGCCUUACCUGUCAAUUUGAUCGGGAUGAACUGCUCUCUCAUGAAGCAAUACAUUGAGUUUGUGGCUGACCGGCUGCUAACAGACUUAGGAUUGCCCAAAGUUUACAAGUCAGAAAACCCCUUCGACUUCAUGGAGUCAAUUUCAUUGGAGGGAAAAACUAAUUUCUUUGAGAAGCGAGUGGCUGAAUACCAGCGACUUGGAGUGAUGUCAAAUGUGAUGGACUGUGAAUUCACUCUUGAUGCAGAUUUCUAACGAUGAACUACAAGAAAUAUUAUUUAUUUUUUUGGACAGUUUCAGUAAAACAAACAAAAAACCAAACAAGCCAUAUCAUCUUCAGACCAUGUCGAAAAGACAUGGAAAUCAAGUUGAUCAGUUUCUGAAUAACGUGGUUAUGAAUUUGUCAAAGGGCUCACCAAAGUGGACGUGUGGCUUUAGCGUAUUCAGACCAGACUUGGUGUGUGUUAUGACAACCAUUAUCUGAGGUUACAUGCACAGUUUCAGCACACUGCCACCAGUGGUCAGGAGAUAUGAAAAAAAUUACUUCUUACUGGUUUGGCCAAAAAUCACAUGACUCUGGUCUCUUUAAAUUUGGAGCAGCAUGCCAAGUCGAAUGGUAUCCAGUUUUCCCAUGUCGACCAUUUUGGGCAUUAACCACUUUGCAUUUUGACAAAAUAAAGCAAUUUUUUACGAAUGCAUUGGUAUAUUGUUCUGAAACUUGGUAUGUGUCUUCAGCACAAACUCAAAAUGUUUUAUGAGUUUUUAAAAUUAUAAUGAAAUAAAAUUUAAUUAAAAAAACGCUAAUAACUUUUGAUUAUUUUUGCCUCUUGUCAUAAGACUGGUCUUGUUAGAUUCCUUGGAUUAUGCCGAGAACAUCGAUACCAAUUAUGCCAUAAUCAGCUGAACUUCCUGUCCGCCAUUUUGAUUUACGUUGAAAACCUACUUUUUCAAACUCCGCCUAGACCAUUGUUCCAAUUUUCACCAAAUUCGACCCAAAUCAUCUUUAGACCAUGCCGGCAAAAGGUUAUGGAUUUCGUGUUGAUAGGCAUAACAGUUUUCAUUUACUGCAUUAACUAAUUUGAUGGCAUAAUGCCAAACUGCAGCUGAGGCUGUAUCUCUUCAUAGCUUGGACAUACUGACACCAAACUUUGUGUGUCUGUCAAGAUCACUAGUCACCAUGCCUGUCACCACUGCACACUACAUCUCCCACAAUCCUCCCUGGUUACCACCUGCACUCACUUCACAAUCACAACAGCUGUUUGCCAUCACUCUCAUCUACAUAAGCUAGCACCACACACACAGAGAUUGUCUGGUCUCAUCUCUGUGUAGGACUGCUAUGUGUUUUAUGACUUCAGCUAGAACUGCAUGGACUGUUACGCUUACUUAUCAGUGUGAUCUUCCGUUCUGCCAUUCAUCAAUUUUCCUUCCUUCGAUCCUUGUUUCCUCCAGAUUAUCUGGUUACUACCUGUAAAGCUAAUAGACAUUAUUAUCCGUGCAGUGCAACAGUGAUUUUAAAGGUGUGUAGUGCUACUUACCUCUCUGGACUUCAUCAUUCUUCAUCUGCUCUGGUUGUUAUAUUGUAUGUUCCUUCAUUACUAGUACCGUAUUCACUUGCUUGUUAAACUCACUUUUACACACCUGCA
Messenger RNA from Sinocyclocheilus grahami, 2983 nucleotides. RefSeq names its product ribonucleoside-diphosphate reductase subunit M2 B-like. The transcript has 9 exons. Gene Ontology annotation, biological process: deoxyribonucleotide biosynthetic process. Gene Ontology annotation, molecular function: ribonucleoside-diphosphate reductase activity, thioredoxin disulfide as acceptor. Gene Ontology annotation, cellular component: cytosol. Lineage: Eukaryota; Metazoa; Chordata; Actinopteri; Cypriniformes; Cyprinidae. The coding region runs from base 546 to 1595 and encodes 349 amino acids. The record is from RefSeq and is a predicted model, not a curated record.